Coffea eugenioides is the source of this 2049-nucleotide messenger RNA. Its product is annotated as pentatricopeptide repeat-containing protein At3g42630. Lineage: Eukaryota; Viridiplantae; Streptophyta; Magnoliopsida; Gentianales; Rubiaceae. The transcript is spliced from 4 exons. The record is from RefSeq and is a predicted model, not a curated record. The coding region runs from base 123 to 1391 and encodes 422 amino acids. Gene Ontology annotation, molecular function: protein binding.
AAAACAGCUUGAAAUUUAGUACGUUAAGCUCUAUGUAUUGUACACUCAGAAACUAAAGUCCUAACUACUAAUAGACCAUUACCAUAUUUCCAUCUUCCUCUCUGAAGCUCAACUGCGAAGCCAUGGAAACUCUGCUGCCUCUUUCCACAACUCUUCGUAUCAACACACUCCAUCCAAUGGUUUCUCCUUCAUUUCUCCAGAGAAGUGGCUCUGCAAAUAAAUUUUUGCCUCUAAAGAGACUUUUGCAAGGGAAACAAGAAGGCAAUGUUGAUCGUCAUGAUGCUUACAUGGAUUGUCCAUUCAAUUCAAACACAUGCACUAAAAGUUUACUUCAUGUUACUGAGGAGCUUUUGCUUGAAAUGCCAUACAAAGGUUUUUUGCCUGAUGUCUCCACUCUGUCUACUUUGAUGCUGUGCUAUGCCAACAAAGGUUUGUUCUCUCAAGCACAGUGUAUUUGGGAUGAAAUGUUUAACAGUUCUUUUCUACCCAGUGUUCCUAUAAUUUCAGAGCUAAUUGAUGUCUAUGCAACCAGUGGACAUUUUGAUUUGGUGAGCAGAAUUCUGCAUCAAGUACGCUUGAGAAACCAUAUGAUGUUACCUGCAAUAUAUGCGCAGACUAUUUCUUGUUUUGGUAAGAAAGGAGAACUUGAGUUGAUGGAAAUUAUGCUAACAGAGAUGAUUGCUAUGGGAUUCUCGGUAGAUUCUGUCACACAAAAUGCUUUUGUCAUUUAUUCCAGCAAUUUUGGUUCAGUGGCUCAGAUGGAAGUUGCAUAUGCCCGUCUUAAGAGUUCAAGGAUUCUCAUAGAGGAAGAAGGAAUCAGGGCAGUUUCAUCUGCUUAUAUCAGGGAAAGGAAAUUCUAUAGUCUAGGGAAGUUUCUAGAGGAUGUUGGUCUUGGCAGGAGAAAUGUAGGAAACCUUCUGUGGAACCUUCUCCUGUUAUCCUUUGCCGCCAACUUCAAAAUGAAAAGCUUGCAGAGGACCUUUGUGAGAAUGGUGGAAGGUGGAUUCCAUCCUGAUCUGACUACUUUUAACAUUCGAGCUCUGGCUUUUGCAAAGAUGUCAUUGUUUUGGGACUUGCAUCUGAGCAUUGAACAUAUGCAGCAUGAAGGAGUUGUACCCGAUCUUGUGACUUAUGGUUGUAUAGUUGAUGCAUACUUGGAGAGAAGGCUGGGAAAGAAUUUGGAAUGUGCUUUGAGCAGAUUGGACACAGAUACUCCUGCUACGAUAUUGACAGAUGGAAUUGUUUUUUAUGCGAUGGGAAAAGGGGAUUUUCACUUGAGUGCGGAGGCCUUUUUGGAGUUCAAAGAUAAAAGGGAUUGGACCUAUAAGCAACUUAUUAAAAUAUAUCAAAAGAAAAAAUUCCGGAGUAACCAAGUGUUUUGGAACUACUGAUGAAAUGUUCAAUCAUUAUGAUGAAUAUGAUUUCAAUGCAACAAGCAGCUUAUGCCAAAAGGACAGCCUCUCACUUGAAUAGUGAGACAAAAAAACCUGGUGGGACUCUUUGGGUGGACAAAGAGCAUCAGCUACAGGUGAACAGAAUAUUGGGAGCAGAUGCAGUUUACUCCAAGAGUUGUUGUAUAUAGGAUGUCAGCACAGAAGUUGGGAUGUGCAAAAGGACAAGUUUGGUGAGCAUUAGUUCAUAGCUACUUACCAAAGUUUGAAUGCAUGAAGGAGACAAGUAGUAGGUGCCAUGUCAUUUGGUUUAGGAACAGAAAGAUACUGAUAAUGCGGCUGAAGAUGACUGUCGAAAGCUGUAAUCACCUCAUCCAAUCACCAAGCAGAAUCUGAAGAUCAGGCAACCAAUCAUUAAGAUCACCUUUUUAAUUUAGCUAUCCCAGCCAACCAAUGAUUAAAAUCACCAACAUGGCUGCCUCAGCUUCCUUUAUCUGACAUUGCACGGCCAAUUUCUUAAGCAUUGUUGGACUAUUCUUAGGCUUUGUAAAUUUGUGUCCUUUUUUUUUUCAAAUAUUGUUAGAGUACAAAACCUUAAUGAGUUGCUGGAGUUUGUUGGAUAAUUUCUUAAGAUGCCAAUAACUUACUGCACAAUUGC